Molecule: messenger RNA, 2759 nt
Organism: Tetranychus urticae (two-spotted spider mite)
Lineage: Eukaryota; Metazoa; Arthropoda; Arachnida; Trombidiformes; Tetranychidae
Source: RefSeq, a predicted model, not a curated record
UAUUUAAAAGCUCGAACAAAAUCAUGAUUCUAAUCAUAAUACCAAGUUAUAUUGGUAGAUACAAGUUACAAAAAAGUUAAUCAUGAUCGGACUUAUUUGUUUGAUUAUUGUUAAUUCAAUUUUCCAAUGUUCGGGAAAAAUUAUUUCCUUGAAUUCUAGUGAUUGGAAUCUAAAAGAUGAUUCUGGACAAUAUGUAAUCGAUGGCGCUACUGUUCCUGGUGGAUUGUAUACAGAGCUUGUUGAUCAUGGAAUCAUUGGUGAUCCAAACUAUGGUUAUGAUGAUUACAACCAACGUGUUUGGUCCAAGAAAUUGUGGACAUGGACAAGAAAUUUCGAUGUCAGCAGUGAUGAUCUUAAAUCUUCCAAUGAAAUUUACCUCGUUGCUCAUGGUAUUGACACUGUUUCAAAGGUCUACAUCAAUGAUCAAGUUGUUGGGGACACCAACAAUAUGUUCAGACGAUAUCGAUUCAAGGUUAAUGAUAAACUAAAGGCUGGCUCAAACAGUAUCAAGAUUGAGGUAUACAAUCCCUACGCUUAUGCUCAAGAGCAAUACAAUAAAUUCAAGGGUCAAUAUGGUUACGAUAUGGUUCCUCAAUGUUUCCCUGAUGGUUCAGAUUAUGGUGAAUGUCAUGCUAGCUUUAUCCGAAAGAUGAUGUGGGGAUGGGGACCUGCUUUCCGUACCAGUGGUAUUUACUUGCCUGUUGAAAUUGAGAUUAUCGAAUCCACAAAUAAAUUGGAAAACUUCUGGACUACAAUUACAUCAUUAGAUGAAAAUAAAUGGUCUGUUGACUUGAGUUUAGCUUUAUCUCGACCAGAGUCUGGUAAACAAGUCAAUGUUGAAGUUACCCUUUCAACUAAUGAUCCCAACUACGAAAAGGAGUUGACUAUUUACAGUGGAUCCAUCAAUACUGAUUCAUCUACCGAUACUUAUCGUAUUUCUAGCAUUCCUGUUGAAAAAUCUCGUGUUGGUAAAUGGUGGCCAAAUGGAGCUACAUAUGUGCAAAACAAUCAAAUUGUAGCUCGACCUCGUACCUUGUACAAUGUUAAAGUUACUCUUAAGCCAUCAGAUGGAUCUAAGCAACAAUCAAUGGUAAAAAGAACUGGAUUCAGGGAAAUUAAAUUGAUCCAAGAGAUUCCAAAGGUAGAUGGAAAAGAUUACCCUGGACUUUCAUUCCGAUUCGAAGUAAAUGGAGAACCUUUCUAUAUCAAGGGAUCUAACUUCUACCCAACAUCAGUCCACACUGAGAAUGAAAACCGAGACAAGGAUUACGUUAAGAAGACUUUACAAGCCGCUUUGGCUCAUCAUCCAAGUAUUGCUAUCUGGUCUGGAAGCAACGAAAAUGAAUUGGCCAUUGGUACACAUUGGUGGUGGCCCAGAUUGGAAGAUAAAUACUCAACCUAUGUUGAAGACUUUAAGAAGUUGUACACAGAAACCAUAAAAACAAUUGUUUUUAAAUAUGACACCACUCGUCCAUAUGUUGUUUCAAGUCCAUCCAAUGGAGCUUUCACUGAACAAAAUGGAGGUUUCUCGAGUAACGCUGAUGAUCAUUUCUAUGGUGAUAUUCACUUCUAUUACCAUGAAGCUGAUGCUUGGGAACAAAAGAAUUACCCUGCUGCUCGAUUCAUCUCAGAAUUUGGUUUCGAAUCAUUGCCAUCUUAUGAAUCGUAUGCUACAUCAGUUCCCGAAUCCGAGCUUGUCUAUCCUUUCAGUGGAUGGUUAGAGCAUCGAGCUAGUGGUGAUCGUCUUAAGGAAAUUGAGACAAUGGUUGACUAUUAUAUGGGAAAACCAACUGAAACUGGUAAAAAUGGUUAUCUCAAGAUGACUUAUUUAUCUCAAAUUCUUCAAGCUGUUGCUAAUAAGCGUGAAAUGGAAUUUUUCCUUCGAAAUCGUGAAAUCAAUACUGCUGAUGGAUCUGGGUUUACUUGGGGUGCCAUGUAUUGGAUCUUCAAUGAUAUUUGGGUUGCUUCUGGUUGGUCAACCAUUGAAUUUGGAACUGCUAAAUGGAAGAUGGCUCAAUAUUUCCUCAGAGAUUCAUACAAGCCUGUAUUUGGACAACUUUAUACAGAAAAUGAUCAAUUGAAAGCUGUUAUUAAUAACGAUGUUUCUGGUAAAGUCAACGUUGCCGUUACUAUUAAUGUUCAUCAACUUGAUUCAUUCAACAAACAAACAAUUGCAGACCAAACUAAUGAUGUUGACAGUUUCAAAGCCACCGUGGUUUAUGAUAAAAAAUUGAGUGAAGCUGUUAGUUCUGAUUUGAAGAACUGUGUUGUUGAACUUAAAUACAACACUGUCCAAUCAUCAGUAGCUGAUUUCAAUUCUGGUGAAAAUUUCCUUCUAUUGGCCAAGCCCAAGGAAUUGAACCUUAAACAAAGUAACAUUAAGAUCAAUGAUGUUUCAAAAGACGACAGCGAUGCUGGCAAAAAAUCACUCAGCAGUUAUUCAAACAUUUAUAAAAUCAAUUUAUCCACCGAUUAUCCAGCUUUAUUCGUUUGGCUUGAUUUCAAGGUAGGAUCUGGAAUUGAUGGAGUCUUCUCAACUAAUGGAUUCAACAUGCUUGACUCAUCUAAAGAAGUAUUCUUUGGAACUAACAAACAAAUCUCGGUCGACGAUAUCAAAAACUUAUUGACUGUCACUCAUCUUAAAGAAAAUAUUAACUAAAUCAUGAUUUUAUCGUUUUAUGUGUUUAUCCACCAUAAAGUGAACGAAAAGAAUGAUAUUAGCAUCUUAAUUUUUGAAUAAAAUUCAUUUGAAAAGUUAA